AUGACCAAACCAGCGGAGUACAGCAACGGCAAGUCACUGUCGGCGCCCACCGGAGAACACGUCCUCGUCACCGGCGGCGCCGGCUACAUCGGCUCCGCUCUGGUUCCCCUUCUUCUCGACCGCGGCUACCGCGUCACCGUCUUUGACCGCUUCGAGUACGGCAUCUUCCCGCUGCUGCCAGUCGCCUCCGACCCCAAUCUUAGCAUCAUCAAGGGCGACAUUCUCGACCGGGGGGCGUUGAAGGCUGCUCUCAGUGGAGGUAUCACCGCAGUGGUCCACCUGGCGGCCAUCGUCGGCUACCCCGCCUGCGACCGUGACCAGGCGUUGGCGGUGGCCGUCAAUGAGACGGGGACGAGGAAUCUGGUCGAGCUGAUGGACAAUGGCAGUCAGAAGUUGGUCUUCGCCUCGACGGGCAGUUGUUAUGGAGCAGUUGCUUCGGGCGUCUGCACCGAGAUGACGCCCAUCAGUCCGCUGACGCUGUACGGCCGCACCAAGGCCGCCGCCGAGGAGAUUGUCCUCUCUCGAAGUUCAUCACCAGCUUCGAAGGGAUCUUCCUCCUCCUCUUCACGGGGCCCGAACGCCGUCGUCCUCCGCCUGGCCACCCUCUUCGGCGUCUCCCACCGGAUGCGCCUCGACCUGCUGGUGAACGAUCUCACGUACCGCUCGCUGACGGAGCGGUCCAUCGACCUCUACGAGGGCGCCUUCCGGCGCACCUUUCUUCACGUCCGCGACGCGGCCGCCGCCUUUGCUUUCGCCCUGGCCAAGUACGAGCAGAUGCGUGGGCAGGUGUUCAACGUCGGCGACGAGUCGAUGAACAUGUCGAAGGAGACGGCGGCGCGGAAGAUCGUCCAGGCGAUGCCGCCCUCCGUCGUCUGUCGCCUGAAUCUGGCCGGGGAAGGGGAGGACCGCGACAAACGCGACUACGAGGUGGACUAUGAGAAGAUCAAGCGGCUGGGCUUCCGCUCCACCAUCUCGCUGGAGGAGGGCAUCGAGGAGCUGGUGAAGACGCUGCCGCAGAUGUCCACCUGGGAGAUUAAGCUUUCGAAGAACAUUUGA
Messenger RNA from Rhagoletis zephyria (snowberry fruit fly), 1056 nucleotides. The record is from RefSeq and is a predicted model, not a curated record. Lineage: Eukaryota; Metazoa; Arthropoda; Insecta; Diptera; Tephritidae.